GCUGCCGGUCCAAUUUCUUUGUGUGGCUGGGCUGGGACGCGCUCAAUUUUCUGUCGGAUUGUGUUUGACACACAUUACCGGCAUCAUGUCAUUGACAUUUGUGCAGCCUCAACAGAAGAAGGGGCCUGCACCCAACCAGGCGACCAUUCAGAAGAUGCUGGAUGAAAACAAUCAGCUGAUACAAGCCAUCGUUGAUUACCAGAAUAAAGGGAAAUCUUCGGAAUGUUUACAAUUUCAGCAGAUGUUGCACAGAAAUUUAGUGUACCUAGCCACCCUUGCCGACUCGAGCCAGAAUAUACAAGCGCUUCUACCACCUCCUGCUCAGUUAAACCCAGCAGUGAAUCAGCCUCAGCAGCCACAGCAGCCCCAAAACUCACAGAUGAACCAAAUGCGACCCCCAGGACCAAUGCAAAACCAGAUGAAUUCUGCAGGAGGGCCAGGUAGUGGUAACCAGAUGAUGACACCCAGCAGUGGUGGUAACAUGACUCCCCCAACAAGCCAGGGAAUCUAUCCCCAGGGAUCAGGUGGGUCAGGCCCACAACAACAGCCAAUGCCUGGGUCUGGGGGCUACCCUCGCCCCGCACAGCAGAUGGGUGGCCAACCACCCAUGGUGUCGCAGUCAGGUUCAUACAGACAUUCAGACAAGAAAAUUGUCCCACUCGACAAGCCACAUCGUCACUCGACUCAAAAAGACACCAACAGUGACGUCACCAAACAUGGCUUACCCAAAAUAGAUCAAAUGCCAUCUGGUAUGUCAAACACUCAAAACUACAACAUGCCGCAACAGAGCGGCUACCCCAACCAACAACAGCCAAUGAUGUCCCAGAAUCAACCCAUGAUGCCACAGCAACAGUCGAUGAUGUCACAGCAACAACCUAUGAUGUCACCGCAACAACCGAUGAUGUCACAAAAUCAGCCAAUGAUGGGACAACAGCAGCCAAUGUUGUCAGGCCAGUCAACUGGACAGAGUGGCUCCAUGAUGAAUCCUCGCCAGAUACAGGGAGCCUACAGGCGUCCUGGUACAGGUCAGUACGGACCACAGCAGAAUUUUUCCGGGCCACAACAGUACCCCAACCAAACCUCCUACAGCCAGGGAAGUCAAGGGCAACAAAACAUGCCGCAAGGUCAAGCCUACAACCAGAACUCCAAUAUGCCACAGUCUCAGUAUACAGGUUUCCAGGGCCAAAAUCCUCAGCAAAGAUUCAACCCUUACUUGCGUAACCAAGGCAACAUACCUGGCAACCAGAUGGCUGGUGGACCAAUGGUGAGUCAGGGUCAGAGCCCGGGACCAAUGCCUGCCCCCAUGCAAGGUCAAAAUCACAUGGGUAGUGGACAGAUGCAUGGUCAGAGCAACAUGGGAGGUCAGAUGCCACAGGGUCAAGGUCAAACGCCCAAUCAAAUGCCAAGUCAAAUUUCUGGACAAAAUGCUAUACCAAGUAGUGGACCAAUGGGAGGACAGAUGCCGAACCAAGGUCCAAUGCCAUCACAGGGGUCUAUAGGUAACCAGAUGCAAGGCCCGAGUCCCAUGAGUGGAUCUAUGCCUUCCCAAGGCCAGAUGAGUGGACCAAUACCAGGCCCAGUUCCCGCUGGAGGUCAGAUGCAGAACCAAGGCUCAUUUGGUUAUAAUUCCCCCCAGUACUGAAAUAAAAUGUCAUGUAGAUCUGAAACGUAAGGUAUUGUAUGUGGAUAUUCUGAAUUGAAUCGUUUUCAAAUUUUGUAGCAAUGAGCAGUUUUAACUGAUUCAUGUUGUAUAGUGAAGAAGAAGGAUAAAGAAACCUUCAUUUUGAUGAGGAAUCCUCGUGAAUGCUAGAUAUUCCAGGACAAAUUUUCUGUUGUCUUUGAUAAUUGCAUUUCAUUUGCCAAACUUGUGAGCAUUUAUUAUUUACAGAUUAAUUGUACAUACAUCUGCUUUGUAAAUAUUCCUAUUAUAUUCUGUGUACAGGAAGGAUGGAAAUAUGUAAAGCUGAUUUUGCAAUGGGUAUUUGUUUGGGUACCAUUGUCUUGAUCAGGCUCUGCAAGAUUAAUAAAAAUUGGACAUAGGUGUCAGCCUCCAUAGAGGGAGAACGUGUGUGAAAUGUAACUGAAACUGCUUUGCUCAAUUUAUCUUUCUCUCUUUUUUCGUAUCAAAAUAACUCCAAAUAGCAUUCAUUUGAUUCUGACACACCUGUUAUGAUCAUUGCAAACACCCUGCUGUAAGUAGGAGAUCAUUUGACCACAGGAUGUAGAUUUUGAGUUUGUGUGAGUUUGGACUUGAAUGAGGGAGUUUCAAGGGAGAUUGGUAAUUUUUUGUCAAAAUGAGAGAGUCUCCCUCCUAAUGAAGGAGAGGUUUGACAGCUAUGAUUGGACUGAUGCUAAAAUGUUUGUAAGAUAACUGAAGUUUAUAUGUUUGUUUAGACCCUGGUUGGUCUAGUCAGAUAGUUUUUUGUCAAAACGAGAGAGUCUCCACCCUAGUGAGGGAGGGUUGACAGCUAUGAUUGGACUGAUGCUAAAAUGUUUGUAUGAUAGCUGAAGUUAAUAUAUAUGUUUAGACCCUGGUUGGUCUAGUCAGAAGGUUGUUAGUGAGGUACCUUCUACCUAUGAAAUAGAGGCAAGAGAAUCUUAUAUUUUGUACAGAAUCUUAAUGGAUUGUUAACGAUAAUAAUCCAAACAACACGUGGCCCAAGUGGAGGAGGACAGUUGUUUGUUAUAAAGCAAGGAUUAAGCUGGUCAAUGUUUUCAGAUCUAAGAUUGCUGACACAGUCACUUGUGUUAUGAAUUUAUUCUCAUUUAAAUAUUCAUGUAUAUUCUGCAAGACCAUUGUAAGGUUUCCCUGUUUACACUAGAUAAACCUGUGCAAUUCUUAGAAAUGUAAUCAAGAUAUUGGCCCCUCUCAUGUUUUAUCUCCACAGGUAUCAUAAAUGUUAUUCCAUAAUUGAGAUAGAUUUACUAUUCCUAAAUAUUUGCAUGUGUAUUGAUUAAAAUAUCAAGUUGAAAUGAAUUUUAAUCAAAUUGAUGCUGUAACUAUGCAUUGUACAUACAACGUGUUAAUUUGUUGUUGUUUGUAUUGUAACAAAAAAGACUGAAUAAUGUACCCUGAUGUGUUAAACUGUGUACAGUUGAGACCUAUUAAAAUCCACAUUUUUCCUUGCUACAGCAUAUAUAUAUAUAUUUUUACCACUCUCAGAUCAUUGUGGUAUAUGACCUUCCAGAGUUUUGAUUGGUCGAUAAGACGACUUUUUCCACACGCUUUUUGCCACGUGCUGCUUUGUUUAUGUCGUCUGCUGUCAACAUCCAGCAAAUGUUGGUGAGGUUAUGCGAUGGGGGGAAAGGGGGGUUAUUAAGGCAAUAUUAAAAGAAGAUGAUACUUAAAGAUUUGAUCGCUAGUUUCAGGCAAAAUUGCUAAAGGCACUCGGUAUCAUUUCGACAUCGCACCGUUUGGUGUCCAUGUCGAGAAACCAAAACAAGAUCUGUCAGUGUCGGAAAAUAUUUCGUUCUCCCAACGUCCCGUUAUCGCUAUUUGGAGGGUCUGACUAUGGCUGAACUUUCACUAUAAACGUCAGCCAUAGAACAAUUAUGAAGAAACGUUCCAAGCCUAUGGUUUUGGACAUUGACGGCGAUUAGUUCGACUUUAUCACUUGGCGGGAAGCAGACAUCGUAUGAUUUGCAUACGCGCAUAUAAUCUGAGGUUAAUUUAUAUAAACCGAUACUACAUACUCUCAAUACUUAAAGACGUUCAUCUACUAUAAUUUUUGCAUGAAGUUGUUGCCAAAACAUUUAUUUUAACAAUUAUUAAAUUUGUAAAAAAAAAAAGUCAUUUUUGAAUAUUAAUGAGUGACUUUUUACAUAUGGUUCAUAUCACUACGCCAGCCUUGCCAACAAACAUGUGUGUAUGUUAUUCAAAUCAGGUCACACUCCAGCUGUUACGACCGAGAUUGUGGUAGAAGCAGAUCACACGACUCGUGGUUGUUGAGUAUGGUAUUUCACUCAAGUUGGUUAAUUUUCAAAAGUUAACUUACUCGAGUGAAAUAAAUACCAUAUUCAACAACCACUCAUUGUGUAACCUCUAUUUACACACUUUUCAUGUCAAAUCUUGUCGAAUAUUUAAAGAGAUCAAAUCAAGCAAAAUUACUUUUGUUUACAAUAAUGUGUGAGGGAAAAUUAAGUAUUUAAGGAGGCACGGUAGUCCAGUGGUAGGACGCCGGGCUCAUGACCGAGGAUUGCGGGUUUGCGCCACUGCAAGGCAAUGUGUUGUAUCUUUGAGCAAGAUGCUUUAAUCCGCUUUUUCCAGUCUACUCAGCUGUAAAUGAAUACAUGGUUGGGCAGUGCUAGAAUUGUUGAAUGCUAGCUGUUGGCGCCGAAAUGACAGCUCCGGCUGUAUGCUCCCCAGGGAGUUGAGAAAAGUUUUGGCUGGUUGCAAAGACCCUAUAACCACGGAUUAUAAUUUGUGAUCCGCUUUGAGACUACCUACAAAUAAGGUUGUGAUAAAGCGGUAUAUAAGAACCUCGAAUUAUUAUUAUUAUUUAAUCAAUCACUUAUGUCGACUUUACAAGUUUUAAUGCAUGCUUGAUAUUUGAGCAGAUAUCUAGUUUCUAUGAUAGAAUCUAUGAUGUAAUUAUGUAUCUACUGUACAUGAAAAAAGCACGUAUUAUAUGGCAAAACAGGAAUUUCAUAUAAAGUGACAAAACUGAUGCUAUUAAAAUUUUAUAUGCGCUUUACUUUAAAAUUUGGAAAUUGGCUCAAAAUUUGAAUUCAAUGUCAAAAUCAUCAACAUUUCUUUAUGUACUCGUGUUGUUAAUAAAUACCAAAUUAAUUACAUUUACCUUUUGGUAUUUCACUGAUUCUGGUUUGCGGGUACUUGCAGCAUAUUUUUAUUUCCCAGAUGCAUGUAUUGUAAUUUGUAUAGGGUGUUUGUAUACUGUUUGUAAACUUUAUAAUCCUGUACUCUUAACGUUGUAUAACCCAGUAUGUAUAACAUAAGUAGCUGUAUAUUAUCUCCUAUGUAAAGCGACACCAUUGUGAUGUUAUAAUCCUGUACUCUAAACGUUGUAUAACCCAGUAUGUAUAACAUAAGUAGCUGUAUAUUAUCUCCCAUGUAUAGCGACACCAUUGUGAUGUUAUACACGUAGUUGGGAAUAAAUGGUGUUCAUACAAUGA
Molecule: messenger RNA, 5133 nt
Organism: Mizuhopecten yessoensis (Yesso scallop)
Lineage: Eukaryota; Metazoa; Mollusca; Bivalvia; Pectinida; Pectinidae
Product: protein SSXT-like
Exons: 8
Coding region: 86-1642 (518 amino acids)
Source: RefSeq, a predicted model, not a curated record